This is a messenger RNA of Aspergillus versicolor CBS 583.65, 1260 nucleotides long. Its product is annotated as FAD-dependent oxidoreductase. The record is from RefSeq and is a predicted model, not a curated record. Bases 1 to 1260 code for a protein of 419 amino acids. The transcript is spliced from 3 exons. Gene Ontology annotation, molecular function: FAD binding. Lineage: Eukaryota; Fungi; Ascomycota; Eurotiomycetes; Eurotiales; Aspergillaceae.
AUGGCAAACGAUCCCAUCCUUAUUGUCGGUGCAGGCAUAAUAGGCCUUACCCUCGGCCAAGCCCUGAAAAAGCGAAAUAUCCCAUUCAAAAUCUACGAACGAGACCCCUCCCUCGCAAGCCGCUCCCAAGGCUGGGCCAUAACCCUCCACUGGGCCCUGCAAUACCUCCCCGCCCUCCUCCCACCGGAGACCCUAAGCGCAAUCGAAGACGGCCAGGUUGACCCAGAGGUUGCAAAGAACGACACGGGCAAUUUCCUCUUCCUCGACCUCAGCACGGGGGAUGUGAAAUGGCGUAUCCCGCCGAAUAAACGGUGGCGGGUGAAUCGUGAGAAACUGCGCAGAGCUCUUUCGUUGGGGAUCGAGGAGCAUGUCGAGUGGGGUGUUAGGGUUGAAGACGUUCACGUCACAAAUAAGCUGGGAGCAGAAGGAGAAGGAGAAGCACGUCUUAUCUACAGCAGACGCAGUCCAGAUACAACUGCCCCUGGAGAACUAUGCGGAACUGAACAAAGUCCCCCCGGAAAACUCAUAAUUGGCACCGAAGGCGCACGCUCCACGAUCCGGCAGUUCCUCUGUCCGACGACAUACAAGAAUACCCGUCUCCCCGUGCGAUUCACGGGGGUUAUUACAUCCUUCACAGCCGAGGAGAUUGCACCACUGCGCGCAAUGGAUCCGCUACUCUUCCAGGGCUGUCAUCCGGAAACGGGUGUAUAUUUGUGGUUUUCCAUGCUUGAUACACCGACAGAGGAUGAGAUUAGCAGUGGCAGUGGUAGAUACAAAGUGCAACUCGGCAUCUCCUGGCAUGUUAAAUCCCCUAACGAUGAAGUCCCGUCGUCAAAUGCAGAUAGGUUGGCGAAUAUGAAGCGCCGGGCUGAAGAGUUCGUUCCGUUCCUGUAUGACACUAUCCAGCGUAUACCGGAGGGCACGGAGGUUGUGGAGGUUACCCUGGCAGAUUGGGGGUGCCCGGUCUGGGAUAAUAGGGAGGGUAGGGUUACACUUGCUGGGGAUGCGGCGCAUGCGAUGACUAUGUAUCGCGGGGAGGCGUGCAACCAUGGUAUUCUCGAUGCAGUGCACCUUGUUGAAGCUAUUGAGAAGGUCUAUGCUGGCAAAAAUUCCAAAGAUGCAAUAGAUGAGUACGAAGCUGAAAUGCGAGAGCGGGCACAGGCCGCUGUGUUGCUGAGUCGACAGGCUUGUCUGGAUGCUCACGAUUGGGAAUCGCUUAAUGAGAAUUCGGCGAUUUUGAAGAGGAGGGCGCUUAAAUAG